AUGGAAUCAAGUGCUGACUCCCAGCGACAAUUGGUCAUUGGAGGCGCAGGAGCAGUCGCUGCUCUGUUGCUAGGUCUCGCCACAACAUGGGCAAUUAAAGACUACAACGCUUACAUUGCACUGGGGCCCGGAGGGCCACCUAACAACUUCUUCGGCUGGGCCAUCGUCAACAUUGCCGUACGCCCUUUCUGUUCGACUAAAGCCAAGGCAACUUUCACCGAUGACUACCCGAAACAUGGAGCACACAAUAAUAUCGAGUCCCUUCCGAGAAGACGUGGCCCACGUGCCAGUGUUGCCGGCCUGGUGCCACAUCGUCAAGUCACGCAACGGGCCCCAGAAACCAUGAGGACGCGAGUUUCGAGCUACGAACGACAUCAUGAUGCCCUUUUCGUGGCUGAAAAGCUUCUCAACGAAAGUGCCAUGCACUUACCGAAGGCGGCAUCCAUGGCAAAGGGAGAACUUGGACAUCACCAUGAAGACUUGUCGAUGCACCUCUACCUCAGCCCGGCCGAUGCGCGCCAGGUGAUUGAGAAGGGCUGGGGAGAAAGACAUCGCCUUUCUGUCCCUACGAACACCUGGUUCAGACACAGAUACGGUAUUGGAGACACGUAUCUGAUGAUUUACGGGCCCCGUAACGAAGAAGAAAUGGAAGCCUUGAGGACCAUUCUUGAGAGCAGCAUUCGAUUUAUGACAGGGAGAAACGUGAAUGCCCUUGAAUGGAGGAGUUGA
Verticillium dahliae VdLs.17 is the source of this 729-nucleotide messenger RNA. RefSeq lists its product as uncharacterized. The transcript is spliced from 2 exons. Bases 1 to 729 code for a protein of 242 amino acids. NCBI's taxonomy places the organism in Eukaryota, Fungi, Ascomycota, Sordariomycetes, Glomerellales, Plectosphaerellaceae. The record is from RefSeq and is a predicted model, not a curated record.